This is a messenger RNA of Paraphaeosphaeria sporulosa, 812 nucleotides long. RefSeq lists its product as uncharacterized. The record is from RefSeq and is a predicted model, not a curated record. The coding region runs from base 124 to 687 and encodes 187 amino acids. Lineage: Eukaryota; Fungi; Ascomycota; Dothideomycetes; Pleosporales; Didymosphaeriaceae. The transcript has 2 exons.
ACACGCCACCAGACAUCCAUUCACCCACUACACUACAGCACAUAAGCAUACCUCACUCGGACAUCUACCACAAGAACACCUUUGAAUCCAACCAACACAUCUCUUCAUCCAUUUCACACCACCAUGUCUCCACGAGCUCCAAGCACAAUGGCCCGACGCUUCAUCGCAACGGCAACACACCAGCCCGCUCCUGCCUUCAACGCAUCCCGAGCCGCCGUCCCCUUGAUCGCAGCAGGAGCCGCCGCGACAGCAGCUACCGCAGUGACAGCUUCAAGAGCCGCCCCGAAGCUUGGCCGCAUUGCUAAAUGGUACCUUCCCACCAUGGCAGCUGUCGCCUUCGGCAUGCUCUACAUCCCAGAAACCUUCUUCAUCGAGCCCUCCAAGCGCACCGUGACCCUGGACCAAGCCAAUCGCUUCAUUGGUAUGGGCGUCGACCAGCAGCUCUCCGACCACAACCGCCGCGCAAACGUUGGCUACGAGCUCACCCAGGAAGAGCGAAACCAGGCCAUGCUCGACUCGUUCGGCUCGCGGUCCAGUCUCGACGACAUGGAGAAGGCAAUCGCGGGGUACGAAGCGACGAGGCCCAAGGGCCCCGUUGAGACGAGGAUGGCACUUGAGAAUGCCUACGGCGACAGGAGCAGUCUGCAGCACUUGAGGCGGGCGAUGCAGAUCUACGAGGUGCAAUGAAUGAGCGGAUGAAGAAGAGGUGGAAAGUCGAAUAUCAACUCAAGGAAGACUGCUUCGAAUGCCCUGGAGGACAUUGAACAGAUUGGCAGCACGUCACGCGACAGGAGCGCCGAGGACGAGACGGA